Molecule: messenger RNA, 3161 nt
Organism: Bubalus bubalis (water buffalo)
Lineage: Eukaryota; Metazoa; Chordata; Mammalia; Artiodactyla; Bovidae
Gene: CCDC27
Product: coiled-coil domain containing 27
Exons: 12
Coding region: 169-2133 (654 amino acids)
Source: RefSeq, a predicted model, not a curated record
CUUAGGACAUGGAGCUUGAGAAGCUGGGCUUCUGCCCACCUGUGCUUGGACCUGCAUGUCCACGCUUGGGGCUGUGACCCCCUCAGCACCCAGCUCCAGACCCAAAUCCCACAGGAUUGAUCUGAGUCAUCCUUCAGGUGACCAACCUUGGUCCUUCGCUCCACGCUCAUGAUGUUACCCAUCAGAGCCAGCGGGCCCAAGAAGAAAAGUCUCGUGCCCAACUUGAUAGAAAAGGGCCUGAUUGUCCUCCGGAAGGUGGCCAGCCGGGACGAACAGCCCCCGGAAUGGAAACUCCGCCAACAAAAGCGCUCCCUCAGCAAGUCGGCUCAGGCCAUCUGCCGCUACUACAAGAUGCUGAGAGACUUCAACCAGAACGCCAGCCCCCAGGACAGCAGCUUCAUGUCCGAAAUGGAGGAGCUUCGGCGCAAGUUCCUCACACGUCCUGGCUGCCCGCAGUUCAGCACCAGGUCGACAUCCAUGACCCACUAUGGUUCAACCACAACCCUCUCUCUGCCUGAAGACACAGGCAUUGGCUCUGAGACCUGGAAGGAGGCUGAGAACCCACUCUCCAGCCAGCAAGGCUUGGAUGUGAAGGUGGACGGCUGCCUCCUGCCCCUUAGCAAGAGUGCCUGUGAGUUCAACUACCUGCGGAAGAAGAGCGAGUCCCAGGUGCUGAGCCCGACCCCCAGCAGUCCCGACCUGGGACAGAGCUACCCAAGGAAGCGGGUACCCUGGUACAUCUCCGUCAUCCAUGAGAAGGACCAGUGCCUGUUGGCACUAGGGGAGGAAGUCCAACGCCUCUCGGAGCUGGAAGCACAGGUUCAGAAGAGAGAGGAAGAGAUCCUGGCUCUCCAGGAGGAGAGGGAGGCCCUGAGGAAGCAGCUGAAAUGCCUCCUGAAGAGCAAGAGCCAGGAGGCCGCGUCCAGCCAUGUCUUGCGGGAGCGGCCGUUGGAGUCCGUGCUAAAGCUGCAGGGGAGACAGAGCACCCUCAGAACCUUCCAAGACGAGGAGGACGUGGAGCCCUGGCGGCAGCUGCAGGAAGAGUGCGACAGAGGCAAGGAGCUGGAAGGAGGUGACUACGAGGAGGAAGAGUACCUGGAAGGGCAGGCCAAGAGGGCAGAGGACAAGGGGGCGAGGGCUAGAGCCAGCAGGAGGGAAACUCUGCAGGAGAACAGAAGCGAGGAGGAGGCGGUGGCCAUGGUAACUGUGCAGGAAGACGAGGACGAGGACAGGGAUGCGUACGGGGCUGGGGAGGUGGAGGAAGAGGAGGACGAAGAGGUGAUGGAGCUGGAUGAGGAGAAGGAGCUGCAGGAGGAGGAGGCCGCGGCCAGGAGGCGGGCCGGCUUCGUGGACGACACCUUUGAGGAGGAGCUGAUAGCCCAGCUGGAGGAGUAUGAGCAGCUGAUCCAGGAGUUCCAGUUCCAGCUUGAGAUCACCAGGACCAGAUACUCCCUGGCAACAGGAGCCAUCAAGUCUUUACAGCGACAGGUGGAAUUCCAAGAGUCGCAAUUGCUGAAAAUCAACACGGAGAAUGAGAUGCUGCAGAAGGAGCUGCGGGAGCGGAAAAAACAGCUGCAGGCCAUGUCUGACAAGUUCUCUAACCUCCGGGAAGACAAGAAGUACCAGGAAAUGAUGGGCCUCAUUGAGAAAGACAACCUCCUCCUCAGACAGCAAGUGUCGGAGCUGGAGAGUGAACUGUCCAAGCGGGAACAGACCAUCUCGGAGCUAGAGGCCAAGGUCAACCAGCUCCAGGCCCAGGUGAAUCAGAGCCAGAACCACCUGCAGAGGCGGAAGCAGCUCCAGGAGGAGAUGCAGAAAAAGAAUGAGAUGAUUCAGCAGGCGGAGCAGCAGGCCCACGAGGCCCUGGAAUACACCCAGGCCAGGCUCGAAAGACUGAGAAACAAGAUCAUCCAGGCCACCUUCAACACCAUAGGGAUCAAGUCCUUGGCCACUGAGAUCUCUGACAAUGACAUUCUGGAAGGCUUGCAGAGGAUCAUCUCAGACAGAAUGGAAUACUACAACCAGCUGAAACAGAAGGGAGUCAAGGUGCCCCCCCUGCAGCAGAUGGAGAUCUUAUCCUCACCCAGCAAGUCCAAGAAGAUAAGCUCCAAGGAGGCCCAGCUCAGACCCUAGGUGCAGCCAGCACAGCAGAGGCCAGGGCCCAGCCUGGGUGUACCCUGGGUGCCCCUUUCCCCUCCGUCACCCCUCCCUCACCUGUGGCCCCACCCUGGCCUUCUGAUUCAGAAUUACACUUGCUGCUGGCCGUGGUCUCACCUUCUCCUUCACUAGGACACAGAGGGGAGCUUGGGUUACAUGAACGCCCCUUCCCACUCCACAGCUCACUGGGUGUCCUCACAGCAGCUUGCACCCAUGGCUCCUUCCUGGGGACACCCCACACUGAAUAUGGUGCCCUCUGGUGGUCCCAGGUGUAGGAGGCCUGAACUGGGCUCCUGUCCACCGCAUUUGGUUCACACCCCGACAGGGGUCCUUUUCUGAGGCCAGCUGCACACACCUGCACGGCUCUCCCGCUGGGGUGCCCCACCGGGGCACUGCUCUGCUGUUGCGACCCUGCGGAAGGAGGAGGGUCGGCCUGCGCACUUUUCUGACCGUCCGUCGCUCUGGUGAAGACAGCUCUGCAGAGCACAGGCUCGCCUGUCUGUGCUGUACACAGAGGUCUGUGCCCCGCACACACACACGUGCUCAGUGGACUGGGUCCUCUGCCUCUUCUCUUUGCUUUCCACCCCUACCUGUCCACUCAUCCUUUCGUUACUGCAGCGCCUGCCCGCUGAGGGCGUCAGGGGCAUGGCCGCCGGGCCCAGGCCUCUAGCCUCUCCGAGAGAGCAGAAGGCCCCCGAAGACCGGCGCCUAACUGCACACGCCCCGGGAGCUUUCUCGAAUCGCCUAGUGCCUCGGUUCUAGCUCGGCAGGCGCACCCGGGACCCGCUUUUGCGCUCGAGCCGGGCUCCCGGCGGGGAAACUGCGACAGUGGGGAGAGGGUCCGGAGAUCCCGGCCGCGUCUGGGCACCGCGGAGCGGUGCGGUCUGUGGUCCCUGCGGCCCCUGAGGAACUCGACUCCUGGAAGGCCUGGGGCUCUGGCUUGCUCCGCCCCAGCCACGCCCCCGGGAUGCGCCCCGCUCCUCCACCCGGCCCACCCCUGCGUU